Molecule: messenger RNA, 2082 nt
Organism: Capra hircus (goat)
Lineage: Eukaryota; Metazoa; Chordata; Mammalia; Artiodactyla; Bovidae
Product: BOLA class I histocompatibility antigen, alpha chain BL3-7-like
Exons: 7
Coding region: 240-1388 (382 amino acids)
Biological process (GO): positive regulation of T cell mediated cytotoxicity; antigen processing and presentation of endogenous peptide antigen via MHC class Ib; antigen processing and presentation of endogenous peptide antigen via MHC class I via ER pathway, TAP-independent
Cellular component (GO): external side of plasma membrane
Molecular function (GO): signaling receptor binding; peptide antigen binding
Source: RefSeq, a predicted model, not a curated record
UUCCAGCUUACCAAGUGUUAAUCUACCGCUGGACUCGCUUCUCCCCAGACCCCGGAGAUGCGGGUCAUGGGGCCGAGAACCCUCCUCCUGCUGCUGCCGGGGGCGCUGGUCCUGACCGAGACCUGAGCGGGUGAGUGCGGGCUCGGGAGGGUAGGAUAGGGCAGGACCCCCAGGGAAGGAGCGAGCCCGACGCCCUCGCCCGGACCUGCCUCCACCCCCCGUCCAGUCCUGUCCCUCCCAUGUUCCCGCCCCCUCCUCACUGCCCCCAAGUCCUGGUCUUUCUCCGACCUUCUCCGUCUCCCGAGCCCCGAGCCCCUCCCUCCUCCCAUUCCGUCACCUCGGACCCGGGACCCGCGCCGGGAGGAGGUCGGGCCGGGUCUCACCCCUCCCCGCCCCCAGGCUCCCACUCGCUGAGGUAUUUCUACACCGCCGUGUCCCGGCCCGGCCGCGGGGAGCCCCGCUUCAUCGCCGUCGGCUACGUGGACGACACGCAGUUCGUGCGGUUCGACAGCGACACCCCGGAUCCGAGGAUGGAGCCGCGGGCGAGGUGGGUGGAGCAGGAGGGGCCCGAGUAUUGGGAUCAGGAGACGCAGGGAACUAAGGACGCCGCACAGACUUUCAAACUGAACCUGAACACCCCGUGCGGCAACUACAACCAGAGCGAGGCUGGGUCUCACACCCUCCAAGAAAUGUAUGGCUGCCACGUGGGGCCGGAUGGGCAUCUCCUCCGCGGGUAUGAUCAGUUCGCCUACGACGGCAGAGAUUACCUCGCCCUGAACGAGGACCUGAGCUCCUGGACCGUGGCGGACACGGCGGCCCAGAUCACCCAGCGCAAGAUGGAGCAGCAUAUGGCGGAGCGUGUGAGAAACUACCUGGAGGGCGAGUGCGUGGAGUGGCUCCGCAGAUACCUAGAGACCGGGAAGGACUUGCUGCAGCGCGCAGACCCUCCAAAGACACAUGUGAUCCAUCACCACAUCUCUGAGCGUGAGGUCACCCUGAGGUGCUGGGCCUUGGGCUUCUACCCUGAGGAGAUCUCACUGACCUGGCAGCGUGACCGGGAGGACCAGAGCCAGGACAUGGACCUUGUGCAGACCAGGUCUUCAGGGGACAGAACCUUCCAGAAGUGGGCGGCCCUGGUGGUGCCUUCUGGAGAUGAGCAGAGAUACACGAGCUGUGUGCAUCAUGAGGGGCUUCAGGAGCCCUUCACCCUGAGAUGGGAACCUCCUCAGACCUCCUUCCUCACCAUAGGCAUCAUUGUUGGCCUGGUUGUCCUUGCGUUGGCUGUGGUGGCUGGAGCUGUGAUCUGGAGGAAGAGGUGCUCAGGUGAAAAUGGAGGGAACUGCACUCAGGCUGCAAGCAGUGACAGUGCCCAGGGCUCUAAGGUGUGACCAGAGGUCUCAUGGAUCCUAAAGUGUGAAAUAGCUACCUCAUGGGGACUGAGUGGUGCAAGAUUCCAUAUCCCACUCCCACUUUAUGACUUGAAGAUCUGACUUCUCUUUCUGCCGAAGUCAUCUGAAUGUGUUUGUGCUGCUAUUAGCAUAAUAUAAAAAAGUCAUGAGCCUGGCCUGCUUCUAUCCACCACGACCCCUCCUCACCUGGGACUGUUUUAAUACCAGGUUUUGUUGCCGCCUGGUAAGCCCUUAAAACAGAGACUUAUUUAGGUUUAUAUUUCGUUGGUAAAUAGGACCCAUAAAUCAACAAUAAUUGUUUUCUAAAAAGAAAAAUAUCCUGUGAUGUAGUAUGAAGGAAGGUUGGUUGCCAAGAAGGGAAGAACAGCACCUGUGAGAAACACACAAGUGGCACUGAUGUCAAUGUGAGUAGAUGUUAUGCUGUAGCUACCGCAAUACAACAUUUGGCCUGAGGUCACAUUAAUAAAGAUAUAGUGAGGUGUUUAACACUGAUCCUGCUUUCCAGGUGGCUCUGUGAUAAACAAUCCAUUUGCUGCCAGGAGCUAGCAUGAGGAAUCCCGCCUGUGGUAAGGUCUUGAGGAAGGAGGCUCGGCAUACACAAAGGCGGGGUCAGCCCUCAGGGGUCCCCCUGGAAAUUCUCAAGCAUCUACCCCCAAAACCAAAGUCUGCCUGC